GAAAUGGCAAAAAUUCAAAUGAAGAGUUUUAACUUUAAUGAAUGCUGAGUGAAAAAGCACAGAGACGACAGUCGUCGGAAGAAGACGAAACCAUCAAAACUUGAGACCAAUUCGCUGUUCCAUUUCUUCUUCUCUGUCGUGUAACUAUGGCUUCAUCAUCACUAACCUCCUUCCAAUUUCGUUCCACGCCAUACCAUUGCUUCCCUAAAAUACCCACAAUUUCUUUUUCCUCUUACCCCAUCGACGACAACCGGACCUUCUCUUUUGGUUUCUUUCACUACACGCCAAGUUUUCCCGAAAAAUUUUCUCCCCUGAGUUGGCUUCAAGUUUCUUCAACCUCUUUUCGUUGGCUUUUUUCUGCUAUUUACGUUUUGGCUGUAGUCCCCACAUUUCAUUACAAUUAUUACACACAUGUGGACAACACAACAACAAACUGAAUCAAAUGAGGCCACUUCUGAGAUUACCAUUGAUGGUUUACAUUUCUCCCAAAGUAAACGUGGCCUUAGACAAAUAUGGUUCUGCACAUGCUGAUACUACUGCAUGAAUGUAUUUGCCGAAUUUGUAUUAAUGGGAUAUUCAAAUCAACCUACUGCGUUAAUGCUCUAAUAUUUGGAAGUCUGCAUUAGUAUCAGCACAAAGAUAUAGAUAGUCCAUGAUCAUGUAUUUCUUUUUUCGUACAACAGAGGUUUCAAGUUCGUAAAAGAUGUUCGAUAGUUUUGCUUACAAGAGCGUGAAGAUUGUAAUCUUCACAAAUAAACUCAACUUCCUUAUGCCUUUUGGGCCUCUAGCAGUUCUUGUGGAUGAGUUAGCUGGACACAAUAGUUGGGUCUUCCUCCUGAGCCUAUUGGGUAUCAUACCGUUGGCUGAGCGCUUAGGUUAUGCCACAGAGCAGCUAGCUUUUUACACUGGACCUACAGCUGGUGGUCUUCUAAAUGCUACUUUUGGAAAUGCUACAGAACUGAUUAUAUCUAUUUUUGCACUGAGAAGUCAAAUGAUACGUGUUGUUCAGCUGUCAUUGCUAGGCUCAAUUCUGUCGAACAUGUUGCUGGUGCUUGGUUGUGCAUUCUUCUGUGGUGGGAUUGUUUUCUAUCAAAAGGAACAGACGUUUAACAAGGCAACUGCUGUUGUCAACUCAGGAUUGUUAUUAAUGGCUGUCAUGGGCCUGCUUUUUCCCGCUCUUCUCCACUACACCCACGGUGAAGCCCAUUUUGGGAAGUCGGAAUUGGCACUCUCGAGAUUCAGCAGUUGCAUUAUGCUUCUAGCUUAUGCUGCUUAUCUCUUCUUCCAAUUGAGAAGUCAAACGAAUCUUUAUUCUUCUGUUUAUGAGGAAGAAACUCACAGUGAAGAAAGCUCAGAUGAAGAUGAAGCUCCUGAGAUUUCCAAGUGGGAGUCAGUUAUCUGGCUAUCAAUUUUGACUGUCUGGAUCUCUGUUCUAUCAAAAUAUUUAGUCGAUGCAAUCGAGAUUGCAUCUGAAUCAUUGAAAAUCCCAGUGUCCUUUAUUAGUGUUAUACUGCUUCCGAUUGUGGGGAAUGCUGCUGAGCAUGCAAGCGCUAUUAUGUUUGCUAUGAAAGAUAAGCUAGAUAUUUCUCUCGGUGUAGCUAUCGGGUCAUCAACUCAGAUAUCUAUGUUUGGGAUUCCUUUCUGUGUGGUAACUGGGUGGAUUAUGGGACAACCAAUGGACUUGAACUUUCAACUCUUUGAGACGGCAACACUUUUUAUUACUGUAAUAGUCGUAGCUUUCUUGCUCCAGGAAGGAACUUCAAAUUACUUCAAGGGACUGAUGCUUAUCCUUUGUUAUCUGAUAGUUGCAGCUAGCUUUUUCGUGCACGUCGAUCCUCCUUUAUCCGAGAAUGAACUGGGGAGUUUGAAAGCGUAGUGAGCAGAAGAGCUUUCUCCAUGAAAACAACUUAGCUCAAAGAUUAACCAUGUAUGACUAAAGGGGAAGGAAGAUUUACUUGAAGAAAAGGCUUUGAAGUUUUGUUACAAUGCUAGAGGUACUGUAUGUACCUAAGCAGUGCUGCUCUAACUUGGACUUUCUUAUCUCUAGGAGGAAACUUAAUUCUGCGUGUAAUUGAACUGUAAAUAUUGGUCAAUUCCAGAUCCUAGAUCUACAGCUUUUAUGAAUAAGAACGUGUCUUUUUUUUUCUUCUCAUUACAAUAGCAUUGUGAGCCCAUUGUUGAAGAAAUACAAAGAGGCUAUUUCUUAGGUGGCUAUCUUCUGUGUGAGCGAAACGAACAGAAGGCCACGUGACCCCACAAAAGAGUCAACGAGUGGAUGAGAGAGAAAUAUAGGGAGUGGGAGAGGGGGAGUUGACCAGGUGUCUGAAGAGUGAGCUACCGACCCAUCUCUCACACGCUCAAUGGCGUUGAAUUUUUUAAUAAAAUCAUGCAG
This is a messenger RNA of Cucumis melo (muskmelon), 2392 nucleotides long. RefSeq names its product vacuolar cation/proton exchanger 5. The transcript is spliced from 13 exons. Gene Ontology annotation, cellular component: plant-type vacuole membrane. The coding region runs from base 704 to 1876 and encodes 390 amino acids. Gene Ontology annotation, biological process: calcium ion transmembrane transport; intracellular calcium ion homeostasis. The record is from RefSeq and is a predicted model, not a curated record. Gene Ontology annotation, molecular function: calcium:proton antiporter activity. NCBI's taxonomy places the organism in Eukaryota, Viridiplantae, Streptophyta, Magnoliopsida, Cucurbitales, Cucurbitaceae.